Aplosporella prunicola CBS 121167 is the source of this 411-nucleotide messenger RNA. RefSeq lists its product as uncharacterized. Bases 1 to 411 code for a protein of 136 amino acids. The record is from RefSeq and is a predicted model, not a curated record. Lineage: Eukaryota; Fungi; Ascomycota; Dothideomycetes; Botryosphaeriales; Aplosporellaceae. The transcript is spliced from 2 exons. Gene Ontology annotation, cellular component: TIM23 mitochondrial import inner membrane translocase complex. Gene Ontology annotation, biological process: protein import into mitochondrial matrix.
AUGGCCCACCGCAUAAUAACGCAAGUGGUGAUAACGGGGUCGCGCGUCUUCGGGCGCGCCGUAACCGAAGCGUGGAAGCAAGCCCAAGCGUCGCAAAAAUACGCGCAAGCAGCGGGCAAAGCCGGGGGAGCGGCCGCGCUGUCAACGGGGCUCACGCUCGACGAAGCCUGCAAGAUCCUGAACGUCGCGCCGCCCAAGGGCGGAAAAACGGACAUCGAGAACGUGACGGAGCGCUUCAAGAAGCUGUUUGAUCUCAACGACCCCAAGAAUGGCGGCAGCUUUUAUCUGCAGAGCAAGAUUCUACGCGCGAGGGAGCGCAUUGAGAUGGAGGUCAGGACGGCGGAGCAGGUUGCGGAGCGCGAGAAGGAGCUGGAGGAGGGGUGGAAGCCCAAGGUUUAUAAGGACCGGUGA